GGAGCCCGAGGGGGCCGGGGAUGAGCCCGGGGGGACUGGGGGACCUCUGACGGCGCUGCGGAUCGGUUGUGUCUACCUCCCCGCUCCGCGCCCUCGCUCUCUAUAAAAGCCCGUUUUCAUGGAUGUUCCCCCUCCGGGAAGGAGCCUCGGCCUCCUCCCCGCCCGCUGAGUGCUCGUGUUGUUGCUUUUCCCGCAGGUUUAGCGAGGAGGGGGCGCGGCGGAGAGGACAGCCCAAAGGUGACCUGAGAACGAUAACAAACCCGGGAUUUAUUCGCCUGUGCAAAGCUGGCUCCGCAAAAACCUGCUGUCCAGGUGGUGCUGUGGAUGUGUAGUGACUUUGCCUGUGGUGAUUUGUCUGCCAUAGAAACUGGAUGGCUUCUACGGUGAGCCUGGGCAAGGAAACCUUGUUGGAAGAUGGAAUGCCACCUGCAAAGAAGCCCAGGAAGCUGUUGCCAAGCCUCAAAACCAAGAAGCCUCAGGAACUCGUUCUGGUGAUUGGGACAGGAAUUAGUGCUGCAGUUGCUCCCCAGGUCCCAGCACUGAAGUCUUGGAAGGGGCUGAUCCAGGCCCUCCUGGAUGCUGCUAUUGACUUUGAUCUCCUGGAAGAUGAAGAAAGCAAACGGUUCCAGAAGUGUCUCCAUGAAGACAAGAACUUGGUUCAUGUUGCCCAUGACCUUAUCCAGAAGCUGUCUCCGCGCACAAGCAACGUUCGCUCAACCUUUUUCAAGGACUGUUUAUACGAGGUGUUUGAUGACCUGGAAUCUAAAAUGGAAGAUUCUGGGAAGCAGCUGCUUCAGUCUGUGCUUCACCUGAUGGAAAACGGGGCCCUUGUGUUAACCACAAACUUUGAUAACCUGCUGGAGCUGUACGCAGCGCACCAGGGGAAGCACCUCGAGUCUCUUGACCUGACUGAUGAAAAGAAGGUGCUGGAGUGGGCACAGGAGAAGAGGAAGCUCAGUGUCCUGCACAUCCACGGCGUCUACACCAACCCCAGCGGCAUCGUCCUGCACCCGGCCGGGUACCAGAACGUGCUGCGCAACACCGAGGUCAUGCGAGAGAUUCAGAAGCUCUAUGAAAAUAAGUCCUUCCUCUUCUUGGGCUGUGGUUGGACUGUUGAUGACACCACGUUUCAGGCCCUGUUUUUAGAGGCUGUCAAGCACAAGUCAGACCUGGAGCACUUCAUGCUGGUGCGGAGGGGGGAUGUGGAUGAGUUCAAGAAGCUCCGUGAGAACAUGCUGGACAAGGGGAUCAAGGUGAUUUCCUACGGGGACGAAUACGCCGACCUGCCCGAGUACUUCGAGCGGCUGACGAGCGAGAUCGCCAUGCGGGGCCGCACAGGUGUGCCCAAGGAGGGGCAGCAGCUGAACGGCUCCGCGGCUGCCCAUGCUGAGAGAAAAGGAUGCAGCACCUGAGCCUCAGCCCUGCCCUGAGCCGUGGGGAGCUCCCAGGAUGGGCCCAAGCCAGGCCAGCAGCCCCAGGGGGGCCAGAGCCCAUGGAGCCAGGACCCUUCCAGCAGGGAACAGGCUGGGCAGAGCCUCCUUGGACAGACACCUGGUUUAACGUAGCUCAUCGUGGUUCUGGGGGGGCUGCGAGUGCCUGCGGAGCGCGGUGCCCCCGAGGGAGCUGCAGCCUCCUCUGAUUUCAUACCUAGUGCUUUUAUAUUCUGUACUCCAAUUUUCAAAACAAUGAAACUUGAGCUUUUUUUUUUUUUUUUUAACUGGAAGCUCUAGUUUUCUAGUCCUGUCUUUAUACUGUACAGUAUUUUGUAUGUUGAAGUUGUAUUAAAGGCCUGCUCACUGAA
Lepidothrix coronata (blue-crowned manakin) is the source of this 1801-nucleotide messenger RNA. It is a transcript of the gene SIRAL1, whose product is annotated as family with sequence similarity 118 member B. Bases 372 to 1412 code for a protein of 346 amino acids. The transcript has 8 exons. Lineage: Eukaryota; Metazoa; Chordata; Aves; Passeriformes; Pipridae. The record is from RefSeq and is a predicted model, not a curated record.